Molecule: messenger RNA, 1598 nt
Organism: Diospyros lotus (date-plum)
Lineage: Eukaryota; Viridiplantae; Streptophyta; Magnoliopsida; Ericales; Ebenaceae
Product: 1-aminocyclopropane-1-carboxylate synthase 7
Exons: 4
Coding region: 129-1439 (436 amino acids)
Biological process (GO): amino acid metabolic process; biosynthetic process
Molecular function (GO): transaminase activity; pyridoxal phosphate binding
Source: RefSeq, a predicted model, not a curated record
CUUUCCAUUAAUCAAACACUUCUCUCCUUAUCUCUCUUUCUCUCUCUCUUAGCUAGAUAUAUAUAUAUAUAUAGCUGCAUCAGCUUAAUUACUUGCUUGCUAGAAGUUUAUUAAGCUGAUCGUCAGCUAUGGCUAUAGAGAUUGAGCAGCCUAAUUCUGUGGGUUUAUCAAAAGUUGCAGUGUCUGAAACCCAUGGGGAAGACUCUCCAUACUUCGCAGGAUGGAAAGCUUAUGAUGAAGACCCUUAUGAUGAAUCCAGCAACCCUUCUGGCGUUAUUCAGAUGGGACUGGCAGAAAAUCAAGUUUCCUUCGAUUUGCUAGAAGAGUACUUGGAAAAGAAUCCAGCAACAGCUAGCUGGGGGCAGAAAGUUUCUGGCUUCAGAGAGAAUGCUUUGUUUCAGGAUUAUCACGGCCUUCAAUCUUUCAGAAAGGCGAUGGCAAGUUUCAUGGAACAAAUAAGAGGGGGAAGGGCCAAGUUCAACCCUGACAGGGUCGUUCUAACAGCUGGAGCCACAGCAGCCAAUGAGCUUUUAACCUUCAUUCUAGCUGAUCCUGGCGAUGCUUUGCUUGUUCCAACUCCUUACUACCCAGGAUUCGACAGAGAUUUGAGGUGGAGAACCGGCGUGAAGAUUGUCCCAGUUCACUGUGACAGCUCCAAUAAUUUCCAGAUCACUCCUCAAGCUCUGGAAGCUGCGUAUAGAAGCGCAGAAGCCAUGGGCGUCAAAGUAAGAGGGGUUCUAAUAACAAACCCAUCAAACCCUCUGGGCGCAACAAUCCGGCGACCGGUGCUGGAAGAAAUCCUUGACUUCGCCUCCCGGAAAAACAUCCACCUCGUCUCCGAUGAAAUCUACUCGGGAUCCGUCUUCACAGCGGACGAAUUCGUCAGCGUCGCCGAAAUCCUCGAAGCCCGGAACUACAAAGACUCCGAGCGAGUCCACAUCGUGUACAGCCUCUCCAAAGAUCUGGGCCUCCCGGGCUUCAGAGUCGGAACGAUUUACUCUUACAGCGAUCAGGUCGUGACGACGGCGAGAAGAAUGUCGAGCUUCACGCUGAUCUCGUCGCAGACGCAGCAGCUCCUGGCCGCCAUGUUAUCCGACGAGAGCUUCACUGGAAACUACAUAAGAACGAACAGGGAGAGGCUGAGGAAGCGGUACGAGAUGAUCGUCGACGGCCUGAGAAAGGCCGGGAUCGAGUGCUUGAAGGGAAACGGAGGGCUGUUUUGCUGGAUGAAUUUGAGUCCGUUGCUGGAGAAACCGACAAGAGAGUGUGAAUUGAAGCUGUGGAAGUCGAUCUUAAACGAGGUGAAGCUGAAUAUAUCGCCUGGAUCGUCGUGCCACUGCUGGGAGGCGGGCUGGUUUAGGGUUUGCUUCGCCAAUAUGAGCGAGAAGACGCUGGAAGUGGCUCUCAGGAGAAUACGUGAUUUCAUGGAACGAAGAUGAAAGGAUUACUAAGGAAUAAUUAAUUAGAUUGAGUUUGAUGAUUCUUUGAGUGAUGAAACCCGCGGUUUCAAGAACUGGGUUUUGUCUCGAAUUACAGUAUAAUGUAAAUUCGAUUGAUAUUAUUGCAAUAUAUAUUAAUUUUGAUACGUUGGAUUCUUA